UUCCAGGCCGGGGGUCGAUGACGGACCAUUUCGCGGUGAUGGCGGGCCGGCUGCUCACGGCGUCCACGGUGCAGUCCGCCAUCGACGAGGCCUCCAAUGCGGCUUCGUCCUCGACGCCGGCGGGCGGUGGGGAGGCCGUGGUCGUCGGAGGUGGCGGCGGCAGGCCGAAGAGCGGCGUGCUGGUGGAAUGCAGGAUCUGCCAGGAGGACGGCGACGAGACCUGCAUGGAGGCCCCUUGCUCCUGCAAGGGCAGCCUGAAGUAUGCUCACCGGACAUGCGUCCAGAGGUGGUGCGACGAGAAGGGGGACACCAUAUGUGAGAUAUGCUUGCAGCAAUUCACACCAAACUACAAGGCUCCUUCCAAGCUGUUUCAGCAGGGAAGAAACUCCAUCUUCUUCAGAACCCCUGCGUACAUCCAGGCACAGGCCCGGAGCUCUUCCACCUCGACAAGCUACGAGUACGAUCGCCAAGCUUCCACCCCGAAAGCUGUAAUCUGCUGUCGCAUAAUUGCUAUAACUCUGAUGCUUCUCCUGGUGCUCCACGACGCCAUCUCGGUCUACCUCGGCGAACAAGGCGUCUACACCAUUGCCCUGGUCACCCUGCUGAUGCUUAGAACUGCUGGAAUUGUGAUACCUGUUUACAUCAUCUUGGUCGCAGUGACCGAACUGCUUUAUCGACGCAGCGAGUGGCAGGCUAUGCAUGGUCAGGUUUCAGAACCAGAAGCCGCAGGGAGCACGCAGCCGGUGCCAAUUCCGCCACAGCAACAACGUGUGGUUAUCACCAUCCAGUAGUGCACCAAGGAAAACAUAUAUGGACAUCAGUCCUCAAGUAUAUGAUCAUGUUAACAUAAGAGAUGGAGGAUAUGUACAUAAUAAUUGUGAGCUGUGGGCUUGUGGCUGUACGUAUAUGAUCUUCGGAAUACCUGUACAUAUCGAAAGAAAAAAUGUGCAUAUGUACAUACAUGGACACUGGCUUCAGAAGCCAUGAAGAUGGAGUGUGCCUGCUGUACAUGACAAGGGACAGGAGUACAAGAUGAUGUAGGAAUUUUAGACUUGUGCAAUGUACAUUCGAUGCGCAGAGAAAAUGCAGGAAUCACUCUAUCGCC
Triticum dicoccoides is the source of this 1105-nucleotide messenger RNA. RefSeq names its product E3 ubiquitin-protein ligase MARCHF2-like. The coding region runs from base 18 to 791 and encodes 257 amino acids. The transcript is spliced from 7 exons. Gene Ontology annotation, cellular component: membrane. Gene Ontology annotation, molecular function: ubiquitin-protein transferase activity; zinc ion binding. Gene Ontology annotation, biological process: protein ubiquitination. NCBI's taxonomy places the organism in Eukaryota, Viridiplantae, Streptophyta, Magnoliopsida, Poales, Poaceae. The record is from RefSeq and is a predicted model, not a curated record.